UGGUCAGCUGAAGGAUUUCGAAGCCGUCUUGACGUUUUACGAGGUUCGGGAUCCAAUACAAUUGGGAAAAAGAGGAUUGCAAGAAGCUGGGUAGACACGAGGACACCAAUUGUACCACAUCUGCCGUGUAGUGUAUGCCGGAUAGAUAGCUCGCACCGAUUCUGUCGUCCGAUUCUUCGCUGCUAGCAACUCCAUCGUUUAGUCGUCGACAUAUUGGCGUGAACCCGAGAAAAGGAAAACCACCAUUCUCCGGCAAGAAUGGAGCACUCAUCCCCGUUGGCUGCUAUGCAGCCUCCCUCGGUGAUGUUCGGGCAUUGCUUUCGUGCCGAUGCACCGACGUCCUAUAAUUCUUUCAGUCCUAUGCGUGGACUGGGCCACAACAGUUUCAAUUUCAAAGACCUGUCGAUGAAGAAAGGUCAUGGAGAUUACUUCAACGUGAAACCCGUUCGGGGCUCCUCUCCCACGGCUAGCCUCGCUGCGGAUCUGUCUCAGAAUUUUCAUAUUGAUCAAAGUCCGCAGCUGGCUACGCCCCGGCGGUCUUUGUUCACUGCGAGUCUGCUCGGGAAUAGCAACCGGUGUGCAGAGUCAAUGACCACGCCUCCGCUUCCCUGUUCCUCGCCAGCCCCCGCUAUGGAUAUCAUGGAUAUGUCCCCGUUACCACACAAGCCCGCAUUCGGCCUCCUGAACGAAGUCGAACUCGAGUCACCUUGCCUGGAUUCUGCAAUGGAUACACCGAUGAUGUCUGCCGCUCCUAGCCCGUUGGAGGAAUCACCUCUCGUUCAGCCCAAGGACAGCCUGCAAGAGAGAAGACGUCCGACCUUCUUACGACCUAGCUUAGCUAGAAGCAAAGCCCAGACGUUCCAGCUCGGCAUGAACAAACCCGCACCGGAAAGCCAGGCACCGCCCUUUAAGUUCCACAGCAAGGCUGGCAAAACCUCGUUGAGUGCAUCGGCAUCGCUGGAGGAUAUGUUCAAUGAAUCACCCCAGCGGGAACGGCCGACAUUGAGGAGUCACUCGAACGGCAUCCUUGCCAAUCCACGACUGCGACCGCAAUUGAGCAACAGUGGGAGCCACGUCCGCGGGAAUGGGUCGCCAUCCGCGGCCUCGGUCCGCAAAAAUUCCCACCCUGUGAUGCGCCCUCGGAAACAGUGCCGACGCUCACUGAGCAUGUUUGAGCACCCGGAGGAUAUUGUCGUCGAAAAAGAGGCUAAUUAUACUACAAAUGCACCACUUCCGGCAAUCGCCGACAUUGAAGGAACCCCGAGCCUGCAGCUCCCUCACACCUUUUCUGAGGACCAGGCCGAUACACUGCCUCGUAUCGACAAGAAUAUUCUCGUGGAGCUCAUGGAUGGCAAAUACAAUGAUCGGUUUGACCACGUCAUGAUCGUGGAUUGCCGCUUCGAGUACGAAUAUGAGGGCGGCCACAUCACCGGCGCCGUGAACUACAACGACAAGGACUAUUUGGCCGCCGAACUCUUCGCCAGCCCCCAACCGCGGACCGCAUUGGUUUUCCAUUGCGAAUAUUCCGCCCAUCGUGCCCCUAUCAUGGCGAAAUAUAUUCGCCAUCGGGAUCGCGCAUACAACAUCGAUCAGUACCCGCAACUCAGUUACCCCGAGAUGUAUAUCUUGGACGGUGGCUACAGCGCGUUUUUUGCCGAGCAUCGGACCUUGUGCUAUCCCCAAAACUACGUUGAGAUGAGCGCCAAGGAACAUGAGUUUGCCUGCGAGCGUGGCCUCGGGAAGGUCAAGCAGCGGUCCAAGCUCAAUCGCGCCCAAACCUUUGCCUUUGGUCAGCACUCUCCUCAGAUGGAAGACAGCCCGACGGGGAGGUGUCGCAACAACCCUGGUGACCGCAACCGUUAUCUGGGCUCACCAUUUGCCGAAAGCCCAGGAUCUGGACGAUUUUCCGGACGGCGUAUGCUGUCUUACUGA
Molecule: messenger RNA, 1932 nt
Organism: Aspergillus sclerotioniger CBS 115572
Lineage: Eukaryota; Fungi; Ascomycota; Eurotiomycetes; Eurotiales; Aspergillaceae
Gene: nimT
Product: putative tyrosine protein phosphatase MIH1
Exons: 4
Coding region: 259-1932 (557 amino acids)
Biological process (GO): positive regulation of G2/M transition of mitotic cell cycle; positive regulation of G2/MI transition of meiotic cell cycle; protein dephosphorylation
Cellular component (GO): cytoplasm; nucleus
Molecular function (GO): protein tyrosine phosphatase activity
Source: RefSeq, a predicted model, not a curated record